AUGGAUAUACUCUGUUGGCAGUUAUUCUCCAAACGUGUUUAUCAACAUAUUUUUGAACAUUUCAUAACUGGAAAACGCGUCAUUUUUCAAGAAAUGUUACACGCGGCCGAUGAGACCUUUUAUCAAUUUGUUAACAACGAUAUAAAACAUUUUUCAAGCACAUUGUUAGCUGAUUUUAUAAUUUUGAAGGAGAGUUGUCUCAAUUAUAAAGAUGAUAUGGAAGAAGAUGAGCUUGAACUCAAACAAAUGGUACUGGAAUAUUUUUAUAGCGAUGAUCGGCAUAUAUUUAAGUUCGAGCGGGGUCUCACAUUCGCACAUAUUAUUAAACAGCUGGCCGCAUUAAGUGGUCUUCAUGUUCAAUCCAAUCAGAACUAUCUGAAAGAUAUUCCAUGUGAUGUCAUCCGGAAUGAUAAUUUAGAUCUAAAUACAAUAAUUACCGAGUUUCAGCGACUUCGACCACCACCUUGUAAUGAUAAUCGUACAAUAUUUAAUGUCACUCAAAACAAUCUGAACGAAUUUUUAACUAAAUGCCCUUUGUAUCCUACAAGUUCAUCGGCGGUGAGGACAGUAAUGAUUGAUCUUCGGAACGAAUAUUUAGUACGAGUUAUUCAAGAUGAAAUACGUCAACAUAUUUACGUACCAUGGGGUCGGAGACAUUAUUUAGGAGUGGAACGGUUAUUGCUAAAGAGUGGUUUCACAAAAAUAUGA
Didymodactylos carnosus is the source of this 708-nucleotide messenger RNA. The record is from the annotation of a GenBank genome assembly. Lineage: Eukaryota; Metazoa; Rotifera; Eurotatoria; Philodinida; Philodinidae.